Messenger RNA from Phialemonium atrogriseum, 1944 nucleotides. RefSeq lists its product as uncharacterized. Lineage: Eukaryota; Fungi; Ascomycota; Sordariomycetes; Cephalothecales; Cephalothecaceae. The transcript is spliced from 3 exons. The coding region runs from base 1 to 1944 and encodes 647 amino acids. The record is from RefSeq and is a predicted model, not a curated record.
AUGGCUAUCGACAGCAACCCCAAGACAGACGGAGCCAAUGGAGCAAACGGCGGAGCUGCCAAUGGAGCAAACGGCGGAGCUGCCAAUGGAGCAAACGGCGGAGCUGCCAAUGGCUUCGCGUCCGAGAGGCCCAAGCCCAUCGAGGCCACAGCGGCGUACGAAAAGCAUCCUCUCGCAUACGAACUCUCAAAGAUUCCAUUUCUAUCUCCGCGCCGUCUGAAAGUCAUUGUCGCCGGCGCUGGGGCCAGUGCUUUGUCGUUCGCACACGAGGUGCAGGCUGGUAGAAUCAAGAACAUCGACCUGCAGAUCCUGGAAAAGAAUAGUGGAUUGGGUGGUACUUGGUUUGAGAACCGGUACCCGGGCUGCGCGUGCGACAUUCCCGCCCACGCCUAUUUGUUUACAUGGGCGCCCAACCCGAACUGGUCCGAGUACUAUGUGACCGGCCCCGAGAUCCUGCAGUACAUGGAAGACGUCGCAGACAACUACAAUCUGAGGCAGUAUAUCACGACAUGUCGCAAAGUGGUGGGUGCCCGUUGGAUCGACGAGAAGCAGAAAUGGCAAGUCAUCAGCAAGAACACGGACGGCCGCAGGAAUGCCGUGUCCUCCUGGGGCAUCACCGAUGGGGAAGUUGGAGAUGAUAUCGUCGAAGAAUGCGACAUCUUCAUCAACGCCAGCGGCUUUUUCAACCACUGGAGAUGGCCCGACACCCCCGGAAGGGAGAAAUUCAAGGGAAUCAUGGCACACAGCGCCAACUAUGAUCCUGGAUUGGACCUGCGGGGCAAACGGGUCGCCGUGAUUGGCAACGGCAGCAGUGGUAUCCAGGUGACUGCUGCGGUGCAGAAAGUGGCCAAGACCAUGUCUGUCUACAUGCGCCAUCCUACCUGGAUUACCGCCAGCCUGGGCUCCAAGUUUGUCCCCGAUGGGAACAACAUCAAGUUCACCGAAGAGCAGAGAGCCCACUGGGCAAAGCAUUCAGACGAAUAUCUGGAAUAUCGCAAAGCUGUCGAGAACGAACUAAACAGCGGGUUCCCGUUCUUUAUCCAGGAGACGAAAGCCCAACAAGACGCCUUGGAUUUCACCGUCAAAGACAUGCGUCAACGGCUCUCGCCGAAACCUGAACUGGCAGAUAAGCUUGUACCGGGUUACCCUAUCGGAUGUCGGAGGCCCACGCCCGGCACCGGUUACUUGGAGGCUCUCUGCGCAGACAACUGCGAGAUCGUCUGGGGCGAGUUGGACAGCUUCACCGAAAAGGGUAUCAGAUCUGCAGACGGUUCUGAACGGGAAUUCGACGUCAUCAUCUGUGCCACGGGCUUCGACAUGUCAUUCACUCCUCGGUGGCCCAUCAUUGGCAAGAACGGCGUCGACCUGCAGAAGAAGUGGAAGGAAGAUCCAGCCUGUUAUCUCUCGGCGAUUGCAAACGACAUGCCCAAUUAUUUCCUAUACCUGGGGCCCGGUAGCCCUGUCGGGCAUGGCAGUCUGCUCCCGUCUAUCGAGCGAGUCACUCUUUACGUCUGCGACCUGAUCAACAAGCUCCAAACGCAGAACUACAGCUCUUUCCUGCUGAAGCCCGGAAAAGCCAAGGCAUGGCAGGCGCACAUGUUCGCAUGGCUGGAGAAAACUGUGUGGGGCUGCGACUGCCAGAGCUCCUUCAAGAACGGGACAGUCAACGGGCCGUUGCAUGCCUUCCACCCGGGCUCGCGGCUGCAUUACUUUGAGUUGUUGAGGCUUCACAGGUAUGAGGAUUUCGAAUGGACGAGUCGUUGUCCAGAGCCCGAGUUGGACUUUGCGUGGCUGGCCAGCGGGUUUAUGAAGGAGGAGUUGCAUCACGAGGGCGAAGAUACAGCGUGGUAUAUGAACCACCCCCACGAGGUCCUCACGUCCUUCGUCCCACCUCGGCUUCAAGGAAUUUCUGCCCAAACAAUCCCAGACCCGACUCAGAAGUAA